AUGGGCAAGGACGUUCUCAUCAGCUAUGGGGUGGAUGUGGACGCCGUCGCUGGGUGGCUUGGCUCGUACGGCGGGCAAGACUCGUCCCACGACAUUAGCAGAGGCAUCUUUGCGGGCACCGUGGGCACGCGGCGGCUGCUCAAGCUCUUUGCCAAGUACGACAUCAAGGCGACGUGGUUCGUGCCGGGCCACAGCCUCGAGAGCUUCCCCGAGGAGAUGGCGGCGGUGCGCGACGCCGGGCACGAGCUCGGGCUGCACGGCUACUCGCACGAGAACCCGACGGACAUGGAUGCGCGGCAGCAGCGCGACGUGCUGGAGCACUCGUGGCGGCUGCUGACGGCGUUUGCGGGGGGCCGGCCGCCGCGCGGCAUCGUGGCGCCGUGGUGGGAGGCGAGCGCCGAGGGCACGCGGCUGCUGCUCGAGUACGGCAUCGACUACGACCAUUCCAUGAGCCACGACGACUCGCAGCCGUACUACCUGCCGACGGACACGCGCUGGACCAAGAUCGACUACGCGCAGCCGGCGCACACGUGGAUGCGGCCGCUGGACCGCGGCGUGCCCACGGGCAUCGUCGAGGUGCCGGCCAACUGCCACGGCUUCGUCAACGCGCGCGACGUCGAGGACACGUGGCGCGACCACUUCGACUACCUGUACCGCGAGCUGGACCGCUUCGUCUUGCCGCUGACGCUGCACCCGGACGUCAGCGGCCGCCCGCACGCGCUGCUCAUGCACGAGCGCCUCAUCGAGUACUUUGCCGCCCACGAGGGCGUGCGCUUCGGCACCAUGGGCCAGGUGGCCGACGAGUUUCGCCGCGACAAUCCGCCGCCCGAGGGGGCCUUGAUGCCGGCUGCUCCCGGGGCCUGGGUGAAGAAAUGA
This is a messenger RNA of Hirsutella rhossiliensis, 876 nucleotides long. RefSeq names its product polysaccharide deacetylase domain-containing protein. Gene Ontology annotation, molecular function: hydrolase activity, acting on carbon-nitrogen (but not peptide) bonds. Gene Ontology annotation, biological process: carbohydrate metabolic process. Lineage: Eukaryota; Fungi; Ascomycota; Sordariomycetes; Hypocreales; Ophiocordycipitaceae. The transcript has 3 exons. The coding region runs from base 1 to 876 and encodes 291 amino acids. The record is from RefSeq and is a predicted model, not a curated record.